AUCUUAAAACAAGUUUAUAAUUUUUUACUGAUGAAACAUUAUAUGUUUAAAUUAUAUGUGGACUUUGAAUAAAUGCUGAUAUGAUUGACUAGCAAACUGUGAAAAUGAUUGUUUCUCAAGCUUCGGAAAUACGGAUGUUUCCUGGGAAGACAGAAGAACAGAUUCUCAAUGAGACCAAAGGCGUGCUGGAGACGAACGGGGAGUGGGACCUCUUCAACAUAACCGUGGUCCCUUCCAGGCUAGUGUUGGAUUCAGGAAACUACUCUGAGAUCAAAUUUCAACUGAUCCUACGCCGCAGACCAACUCUUUAUGUGGUGAACCUCCUGGUCCCCAGCUGCUUCCUUGUCACUGUGGAUCUUUUCAGUUUCCUGCUGCCUCCUCAGGGUGUAGAUAGAUCCUCCUUCAAGAUGACCCUGAUUCUCGGCUACACCGUCUUCCUGCUUAUCAUGAACGACUUGCUGCCGGUCACAGGAGACACGACACCCCUGAUCAAUGUGUUCUUCUCCAUCAGCCUGGCUCUGAUGGUGGCCAGUCUUCUGGAGACCGUGUUCAUAACAAACAUCCAGUUCAGCUCCAGCCAGUACAGUGCUGUGCCUCACUGGCUCAGGGUACUGGUGUUACGUUAUCUCGCUGUUGUCGUAUGUAUGCCUCCAAAGGAGAAGAGUGACAGAGUUACUGUCUACCUCAACCCAACAAACAAAGGUAUUUCCCCAGAUUCAACAAUAAAUAAGAGCUCCAUAAGCAUCACAGAAAAUCAGGGUAUCUCAACGGACCCUCAACCAGUGAAGGCCCCCACCCGCCCUGCUGCCCCUCCAGAACCGGCUCUUGAGGAACUGAGGAAGCUGAGCAGAGAUCUCACAGCCAUUCGUCUUCAGGUGGACAAACACUUCCAGGGGUCCAAAACUGCUGAGGAAUGGCAAAUGAUUGGAAUAGUAAUCGACCGUCUGCUGUUCGGCUUGUACAUCCUCUUCAUUCUUGCGAGCUUUGUCACCAUCACUGGUAUCUGGAUCCUGAAUAAUAUGUAUGCUGCAUAAUUUAGGUUUGAGGGAUAAAAACACAAGAAUUUUACAGUUUUGUUUUUUUAAUUGAUUGGGUUCAUUUCUAUAAAACCAAAUCAAAACAGACGGAGGUUAACUUACAACUCCAAUUCCAAUGAAGUUGGGAUUUUGUGCAAAACGUUAAAAAAAAUCAGAACACAAUGAUUUGCAAAUUCUGUCCAAAUUAUAUGCCAUUGAAUACACUACAAAGACGAGAUUUGUUUUUUAAAGAUAUGUUUUUCAGCACUAGUGGCCUUUAUUUUGUAUUUUUCCUUUGACAGUAGGCAGACAGGAAAGAGGGGUAGAGAGAGGG
Molecule: messenger RNA, 1350 nt
Organism: Girardinichthys multiradiatus
Lineage: Eukaryota; Metazoa; Chordata; Actinopteri; Cyprinodontiformes; Goodeidae
Product: 5-hydroxytryptamine receptor 3A-like
Exons: 4
Coding region: 105-1034 (309 amino acids)
Biological process (GO): chemical synaptic transmission; regulation of membrane potential; nervous system process
Cellular component (GO): membrane; neuron projection; synapse
Molecular function (GO): transmembrane signaling receptor activity; extracellular ligand-gated monoatomic ion channel activity; neurotransmitter receptor activity
Source: RefSeq, a predicted model, not a curated record